Molecule: messenger RNA, 3562 nt
Organism: Hordeum vulgare subsp. vulgare (domesticated barley)
Lineage: Eukaryota; Viridiplantae; Streptophyta; Magnoliopsida; Poales; Poaceae
Product: receptor kinase-like protein Xa21
Exons: 2
Coding region: 116-3265 (1049 amino acids)
Biological process (GO): protein phosphorylation
Cellular component (GO): plasma membrane
Molecular function (GO): protein kinase activity; protein binding; ATP binding
Source: RefSeq, a predicted model, not a curated record
UUUCGGCACGAUCGACCGCACCAGCAUAUAGUAGAUGUGCUUCCCGCAAUAAUAAUAUACAGUACGUAAUAGAUUUGCUAGCUCUCCAAGUUAAUUGCACAUCUUCUCGCCAGCCAUGAUGCCGUUGGUGCUGCUCUUCUCGUUGCUGUGCCCAAGCUCCCAUGCUCAGCCGGGGUCACCACCACCUCCUCCGGGUCCGGCGGCUGAGGAGCUCGCGCUCCUCGCCUUCAAGUCCAUGCUGCUGUCUGACGGCGGUUCACCGGUAUUGGCAUCAUGGAACACGUCGAGCCACUUCUGCCGCUGGUCGGGCGUCGCAUGCAGCCGCCAGAAGCAGGUCGUCGCGCUGCGCCUGGGCUCCUCCAACCUGCCAGGCCGCAUCUCGCCGCACCUGGGAAACCUGUCCGCCCUCACGGAGCUGGACCUCGGCGGCAACCGGCUCUCCGGCGAGAUACCGCCGGAGCUCGGCCGUCUCAGCAGUCUCCGCUCCCUCAACCUGAGCGGCAACUUCCUCACCGGAGCCAUCCCCGCGGCCAUUGCGGCGGGGUGCACCAACCUCACCUCGCUCGUCCUGGGACCGAACAGCCUCCGAGGUACGAUCCCCGCCCAGAUCGGCACCACCUUGAGAAAGCUCACCGUGCUGGACCUCCACCGGAACAACCUCACGGGGCACAUCCCUCCGUCACUGGGGGAGCUGCGCUCCAUGCAGGUUCUGUCUCUGUGCUUCAACAACCUGUCCGGCGAGAUCCCCGCCGCCUUGGGCAACCUCACAGGCCUCCAGGAGCUCCGCCUCCAUAACAACGGCCUUUCCGGAGCAAUCCCAUCCUCUCUUGGGCUGCCGCACGACAUGUCGUAUUUCAAUCUCGAGUUCAACCGGUUAACCGGGGAGAUCCCUGCCUCCAUUUGGAACCUCUCGUCUCUCGUCGUGUUCUCCGUCAUGUACAACAUGUUAAGCGGCACGAUGCCUCCCGACGCCUUCGCCGCCAUGCCACAUCUCCACCAGAUACAAGUCAACCACAACCAGCUCCAUGGCCCUUUCCCGGUGUCCAUAGCAAAUGCUUCCAACAUUUCCCUGCUUCAGCUCGACAGCAACCUUUUCAGCGGCAUAUUUCCCCGUGAUAUCGGCAGGUUAAGAAAUCUCAGCACUCUACUUCUCGACAACAAUCUGUUUGAAGUUCACGAGCCAAGAGAUUGGGGAUUCAUAACCGAAUUAACAAAUUGCUCCCAGUUGCGACUGCUGGGAUUGGGUGGUAAUAAGUUUGGAGGUGUUCUUCCAGAUUCGCUCUCCAACCUUUCCACUUCACUCUAUGAUCUUCAACUCGGGUCCAACAAGAUCACAGGAAACAUUCCAGAGGGCAUUAGUAACCUCAUCAACUUACACAAUCUCCACAUGUCGCACAACCUCUUCACAGGAAGUCUCCCCUCUUCAUUGGGAAGGCUUCAGAAAUUGGCCGGUCUCUAUGUCAUUGGAAAUAAGUUGGCCGGGCCGGUCCCGUCGACCAUAGGAAAUCUUACUGAACUAUCUGAUUUGCGGCUCGACAUGAACGCGUUCAGUGGUAGAAUACCAAGCACACUGGGAAAACUGGCAAAGCUCUCGUCACUAGGUCUUUCAGGAAAUAGCUUCAUUGGUCCCAUACCCAGCACAUUAUUCAGCAUCCAAAAACUCUCAAUGGUUCUUGAUCUGUCACAUAACAAUUUUGAGGGAUCCAUACCACAGGAAAUCGGGAACCUGCGAAAUCUAGCAGAAUUGCAUUUAGAGUCAAACAAAUUCUUUGGUGAAAUCCCCACCACCCUUGGUGAGUGUCAAUUUCUAGAAAGACUUUAUCUGCAAAACAAUUCCUUGAAUGGUAGCAUCCCAUCAACCCUGAAUCAACUGAAGGGUCUUCAAACUCUGGACAUGUCAAGCAACAACUUGUCAGGCCAGAUACCCAAGUUCCUUGGCAACAUGAGCAUGCUCCAGUAUAUGAACCUUUCCCUUAACCGGUUUGUCGGAGAAGUGCCGACUUUUGGUGUCUUCGCAAAUGCUACUGCAACCUCAGUCAAAGGCAACGUUGAACUUUGUGGUGGAAUACCUACUCUGCAUUUGCAUCCUUGUUCUUCUCAAAUACCAAAGAGGAAACACAAACUUUUAGUGGUUCCUAUUGUUCUCUCUCUCAUUACAACACUAGUCGUGCUUGCAACGCUCUACAGGCUUGCCAUGGGGCACAAGAAAAACAGAACAGAGACCUUUUCAUCUACAUCCAUGAACAGCCACCUAAAGCUAUCUUAUUCACAGCUGGUAGAUGCAACGGAUGGGUUUUCAGCAGCAAACUUUUUGGGUUCUGGAUCGUUUGGGGUUGUGUACAAGGGAAAGCUGCAAGCAGGUCAUACAGUUGCUGUGAAGGUACUGAAACUUCAAAAUCCCAAUGGAUUCUUGAGUUUCCUCGCUGAAUGUGAAGCGCUAAGAGGUAUGCGGCACCGAAAUCUUGUCGAUAUAAUCACCAUCUGCUCAAGCUGUGAUACAAGAGGGUAUGAUUUCAAAGCAAUUGUGUAUGAGUUCAUGCCCAAUGGUAGCCUAGCUGGGUGGCUACAUCCUGACGAAACAGAGCAGAAGCAGCUCAAUCUGUGUCUUAGAGUGGCCAUACUACAUGAUGUAGCGUGUGCACUACACUAUCUUCAUCGGGAGAGCCCCAUGCCCAUCGUACAUUGUGAUGUUAAGCCAAGUAAUGUGCUCCUAGAUGAUGAUAUGGUGGCCCACGUUGGAGAUUUCGGACUUGCAAGGGGCUGGGAAUUCUAUGUUGAGAGGAACUCAUAUCUCCAACAGUCAGAGAGCUCCAUGGGACUUACAGGAACAACAAACUCAUCUUUCCAACAAUCAGCUGAGAGCUCAAUGGGAUUUGUUAGGGGAACAAUUGGCUAUGCUGCACCAGAAUAUGGGGCUGGAAACAUGGUGUCACCGGAUGGAGACAUUUACAGUUACGGGAUUCUUGUUCUAGAAACUGUAACUGGGAAGAGGCCCACAGACACUAUAUUCAGACAUGGACUGAGGCUCCGUGAAUACGUUGAGCAAGCUCUGGAUCAUAGCAUGAUGGAUGUUAUUGACAAGCGGCUCGAAGAUGAGCUCCAGACCGCGGAUGAUUUGUCGAGGAAGAAAAAGAUCGACUGCCUGAUGGGGCUACUAAGACUGGGAAUUUGCUGCUCUCACGAAACGCCGUGGAGCAGAAUGCGAACCGGAAAUAUCGUCUACAUGUUGCGUACCAUCAAAGAAUCCCUUAUUGAACGUCAAUAAUGCUAGACAUACAAAAACUUACAAAGGUUUACUUAACCUUUCAAACUAACUCUUCUCUCCCCCCAUGAUUUUCUAUGGGGGUGGGGCCCCUCAUCCCUCAAUUACCAAUCACAAUUUUACACAUCAGUUUGUACGUAAAAUCUUUACGUAAGCCUUUAUAGGUGUAGCAUUACUCUAUUGAACGUAGCUAUUGUAACGUGAUAGAUGUCACGCACGUUCCCUUCUCUCUCGGUAGACUUGGCUUGCACGUCAAGGUUAGAUAGAGAGAGAGUUUGUUAUAGAUUGAAGUUAGUUUAA